CAUCACCAGAAAAUUGGGAAUUAUAGAUAGUUGAGGUCCACUUAGUCCUCUCUCAUCUGUGGUACAAGAACUACUAGAGACUACUACGCACUACCUUUCAUCUAUAAACAACAUGGCCGCAGCUGAAGAUCUUAGUAAAGAACAAAUUCAAAUGUUGCGAAAGGCCUUCGACAUGUUUGAUCGAGACAAAAAAGGAGUUAUUCAUACCAACAUGGUAUCCACCAUCCUUAGGACUUUAGGCCAGACAUUUGAAGAAAAGGACCUGAAAGACCUGAUUUCUGAGAUAGAUCAAGAUGGUAGCGGAGAAUUGGAGUUUGAGGAGUUCGUGGCUUUGGCCGCCAGGUUUCUAGUAGAGGAAGAUGCUGAGGCCAUGCAAGAAGAGCUGCGUGAGGCCUUCAGAAUGUAUGAUAAAGAGGGUCAGGGGUACAUCAAUGUGUCCGAUCUUAGAGACAUUCUCAGAGCCCUGGAUGAUAAACUCACGGAAGAUGAACUGGACGAGAUGAUCGCAGAAAUCGAUACUGACGGUAGCGGUACUGUUGACUUUGAUGAAUUCAUGGAGAUGAUGACGGGAGAAUAGGUGAAAACGUAUGUGUUCACCAGUUUUGCUCUUUAAAUUUUCCACUAUCAGUUCAGACAUAACAGAUGCAUCUUAAAAAAAACAAGCGAAUUUUUCAACACAGUGUUUAAUGGAAAACCUUUACUAGAACAUUACGUUUAAAGGGAAAUAUUCAAAUCGUGUAAAAUAAGCUUUAAACCACAGGAACCAAGUUGUAAAUUCUGAGAAUAUUUAGCACUUUAUAUUACUGGAAAUGAUUGUAAAAUGAUAGCAAAUAGGUGCAUAUAACAUCAAGUUAUUUUGUUUACUAAGAGAAAAGAAUUAAGUUUGCCUAGAGGCGAUAGUAGGGAGACUUUUCGUAACUUCAAAUAUUUUCAUUCUCACACGCUAUUGCAUCGUAUGCUUUAAAUACUGAUAUUCUUCUGCCUAAGGCGUAAGCAACAAACUGGAAAACGUUUUCUUUCAAUCGCUUUUUUUUACGACUCGUGUUGUGUUUUAUGUACGUAACACAACAGUCAAUAUUUUAUGGGUCUGUAAAUUCAGCAUUUCUUCAUGUGAGACCAGUAUUUUAGAUUAAGAAAUCUUUGAGUAAAGUAUGAAUAUAACCAAA
Limulus polyphemus (Atlantic horseshoe crab) is the source of this 1166-nucleotide messenger RNA. RefSeq names its product troponin C-like. Gene Ontology annotation, molecular function: calcium ion binding; enzyme regulator activity. The record is from RefSeq and is a predicted model, not a curated record. Bases 113 to 577 code for a protein of 154 amino acids. The transcript is spliced from 5 exons. NCBI's taxonomy places the organism in Eukaryota, Metazoa, Arthropoda, Merostomata, Xiphosura, Limulidae.